This is a messenger RNA of Trichophyton benhamiae CBS 112371, 267 nucleotides long. RefSeq lists its product as uncharacterized. The transcript has a single exon. The record is from RefSeq and is a predicted model, not a curated record. Lineage: Eukaryota; Fungi; Ascomycota; Eurotiomycetes; Onygenales; Arthrodermataceae. The coding region runs from base 1 to 267 and encodes 88 amino acids.
AUGGUGGGUGAGGAAGAAUGGGAAGUGGAGGAAAUCUUGAACCCCCGAAUUACCGGCCGGAAGAAGCAGCUUCAAUAUCGAGUCAAAUGGAAGACAAACUGCAGCCAUGGUCAUAGAGCUUUCAACCCCUUGGUACCUUUUGAUAAGCCUGUCCCUGAACGAACCACGCAAGGACUGCCCUCCACACCGUUGUCUUCUCUGCUGCUCUUUUGCUCCCCCUCUUUGCGCCUCUGCACCACAGCAUUCAAGAGACGACUCCUCUUCUGA